Messenger RNA from Sclerotinia borealis F-4128, 3654 nucleotides. NCBI's taxonomy places the organism in Eukaryota, Fungi, Ascomycota, Leotiomycetes, Helotiales, Sclerotiniaceae. The record is from the annotation of a GenBank genome assembly.
AUGUCGUCUCCGGCAGGGGUUCCAAUGGGAAAUCCUCAAUUGCAGAAUCAAACGUCUCAAGCUCCUCCAGCAACAAACAACAACAAUUCGAGUGAAAAUGGGGUCACGAUCAGACCAAUGAGACUCAAGGUACUCUAUACUUUCGAUGACGAAUUCAAAACCAAUUGCUUGGCACGAUGGCCGCAAGUACUUCAGAUCAAGAAUAUCGCUAUGGACGAGACGAACUCAAUCGGCUUAAUCGAACUUUACACAUGUCUACAAGCAAUCAUCGAAUGUAGUCCAGAACUUCUCCCUCGAGCUGGACGAGACUUCACCGUUUAUGCCUACGAUUACUCUGAAGAUGAUAGUCCUUUGGUGGGUCAAGGGAUGCUUUCACGGGCUUUAGCAACGCCUCCUAUACCGAAUGCCCCAAUGCAUCAAUCACAAAAGUUCAUUACGGGACGAGUAUGCAAGAAUCUCAUGGGGUUUUUUGCAAAUGGAGUGAAGGAGACUUUGGAGGUCAAGCUUCGUUUGGUUCCUCAAACGACAUCACCAAUCGAAUAUACAAACAUCAUGGGAAAUCCCGGCCAACGCAUUUCGACUCCAAUGUUUGAACAGAACGAAUGGAAUUCUUUAUUACAAUCGCAGCAAAAUGUACCUCAAAUGUUGAAUAGAACACCAAUCCCCGCGGCCAUGUCAAAUAACAAAGGAACCACCAUGGAGGUAGUCAAUCAGCUUCUCGGUCCAAGUCUUCAACCAGUAAACCCUUACAGCCAAAGUUUAGCCCCAGCUCCCGCAACCGUGCAAGAGGAACCCGCAAUGAUCGCUUCCAGAAAUCAGAAGAUAGCUAGGCCCUUAUCCAGGACGACUGUGAAAAGGGGAAGACGUGGCCGCCCACCAAAGAAUCCUCGUCCGGAACUAGGAGGCAACACUUCUGGAUAUGAAGAAGGAACAGAAGGGGAAGAUGGUCCGGCUCCGAAGAAAAGGGCGAAAAUCACUCAGGCAGAUUGGAACAAUAAAUCGGCAUUUGGGUCAGGAUCUGACUCGCUUCGAGUCACAGCAAGUACUGCAGGUUCUAUACGUGCUUUCAGACCGCUAGCUCCAUCUGGUAGUCUUACCGUAGGCAACCAUUUGCAAGAGAUUCCUCGGAAUCCCACACCUGUACCAGUCUCAAUGCAACCAGUCAACCAGCACAGACCACAGUCACAAAGUGGGCUCAGACAGGCAUCUAUUCCUCACUCAGAGAUGUCGCAAGCACACUCGCCAGUUCAUUCGUAUUUAGAGCCUUCGCUCCCUCCAGAAGACCGUCUAGAAUUCUCCAUUGAAUCCGCCCAUUUUUCACCGGUACGCUUUGCCAGUGCCAGUCUAGGAUUAACACCUGGAGAUAUCGCAUCAUCUCCACCAGUAUUACGAAAUUCAACGCGAUCGCAAAAUGCAACGCCAUCAAUGCGAUCAAGUCCCCUCUGUCAGUCGAGCCCUUCGUUACCACCCAUGCCUAGGUUAGACUCGGGAUUCAUGAGCGGUAAUCUAAACGACCUCGGCGACGUUUUCAGAGAUGACGACGAAGUAUUACGCCCGGCCGAUGAAGAGGCUAUAGUGAUUAUAAAGAAACCCACCAAACGACGAGGCCCUCGUAAAACACAACCCGCAAAUUCAAACCUAAACGGUGGAUUCCAUAUUCAAGAAGAGACACCAGGUCCCAUGGAAUUGCUCCCCAAAAGGAUGCUCAUCACUGAACAACCGAAGCCAAGACCUUCAAGGGCAGCACAAGCAAAAUCUAGACGAAACAGUAUCAUGUCCGAAGAUGGACAAUCACUACCUCCCUUAAAGCCAGACGCCCGUUGCAAUUCUCGCCCGCCUUCUCAGUCACAACCUGCUUCUAAUAUAAAACCACUACCACCAGCACCGACCUUACAUCUCCCAACUCCGCCAACUAGUGAGUAUACACAGCUCCCAAUGCCACAGAUGCAUGUCCCUGCAGUGUUACCACCACCACAGCCUCGUCCAGCAUCUGUAAACCUUUCUCGGACUGCUUCUACCGGAUCUAUGGCCCUUCCGACUAUUCCUGCGAGUGACCCUAUAUUUCCGGCUAGUUUUCAGCGAUCUCACACUUGGUCUGAGCAUCCACAUUAUAUGACCGAAGCUCCCAAUGCACCUAGCCAAACAGAAGCCAAGAAAGCCUCUAUUAGGCAUAAAUUGGAGAACGCUCUUAAAAACGGACAUAUGCCUCAGUAUUGUGAGAAUUGUGGUGCCAUAGACACCCCAACCUGGCGUAGGGCCUGGUCGCAGGAACGUCAAGGUGCUCCAGGCUACCAUGAAUACUCCGAAGAACCCGGAAGAGUGACAACCAUCAAUAUUCUUUCAAGAGAUGAUACGGGUCUCCCCACUUCGUAUCUCCUUAUCAAAAAAGCCCUUGCUGCUGGUGAAGAUCAGAAACAGUACAAGGCAUACAUUCUUUGCAAUCCUUGUGGUAUAUGGAUGUCGAAGUAUAAGUCUCAGCGUCCAGAAGCAAAAUGGGGUAAAGAUCCAGAUGCCAAGAAAAAACGACCUUCCAAAGCCAAGGCUGCGGCGGUUAUGCCAACAUCGGAAGCAAACUUCCCGCCAUCAGAAUCGAAUUUUCCCCCAACCGAGGUUUUCUAUCAACAACCUGUGGCUCCCCUCGGCAUUGAUCGUAUGUUUCCCAUUGAUCUCGAUGAAUUAGACUCAGUCAAUCAGAUACCUACUGGUCGUGGUCACUCAAACCAAGUGCGCCGAGCAGAAAGUGUUCGUCCUGCUAAAAAGCUGAACGCAGUGACCUCGGACUCCGCAUCAGUGGCAUUGAGGAGAGCUUUACAAUCAAGUCCAGCCAGGUGGUCAAAACAUAACCAUGUGGAGGUACGAGAUGAACCAGAGGGGGAUACAACGCGAAGACUUUUAUUUCCUUCGCCACGAAAAGAUUCAUCUCCUAAAGUCCUGGGAGAAGUUACAGCGAAUGUCAUUCAGGUUGCCGUUGAAAUGCACAGCGCCAAAGAUGCAGUCACUUGCACGAUGAACAAGGAGAAUUGCUCAGCUACAUUUGAUACAGAGGAGGACGCUGAGCUCAUGAGAUUAUUUGAGGAGGAAUUUGCUCGACCAACGACACCAGUCCAGAAAUCCCCCGUCUCAAAUCUAUUCAAAACUCCAACUCGAGCAACUCCAAGCCACAGGCCCAUUACGAGAAGUGUAACAAGAUCUGGUCGGUCGCGCAUAUCGCCAAGCCAUCACUUGGCACCUCCUGAAACACCAAGCAAAACUCUUGGAUCAAGCCGUCGCACUCCUCGUGGCAACGCAAUCUUCGAGUCACCAUUUACUGCUCGUCUAAACAAGGCCCUGUCUGAUAACCCUUUAAACUCCCCCUCACAACACCUCGAUUUUAGUAGUCUACCCGACCUUCCAAACUUCGAAAAUGGAUCCUACAAUCUUCAACAAUAUGACGAGGAUUUUUUUUCAACAGAUGUACUCAUGCCUAGUUCCCCACCGGGAAUGUUUUCUGAGUUCAAUAAUUGUACUCCGGCGGGAGGCGCUGUCAAUUGGGAUAAUUAUAGUUUUGACUCUGGUCCGACACAAAAUGAAAACGAAAAGGAAAAGGAAAAAGAAAAAGAUGUGGAGGUCAAGAAAGAACCGAUGGAGGAAGCAAUGAUGAAUGAGACGGCCUAA